Molecule: messenger RNA, 351 nt
Organism: Symbiodinium necroappetens
Lineage: Eukaryota; Dinophyceae; Suessiales; Symbiodiniaceae
Source: the annotation of a GenBank genome assembly
AUGGAGCGGGCCCGUAGCAGCCCAUGUGUGCGCGCCAAAGCAGCGCCAAAGCAGCGCCGGGAGAAGUCUUUUAGCCGCGAUCCGGUGGCAGAUGUGCGAGUUCGACUCGGUGACUUUGUGUUCCUACGGUCUGGCAGUGGCUUCUACAUGGACGUUGAGAACUCCCGUGUACGAUGCCGAUUCGACAGCCCCGGGCAGUUGCAGCAGCAGUUCCAGCUGUGCCCGUACCUCGGCUCCGCGCCAUCAGCCGCCGAUUCACGUUCGUGGCCCCCAGAAUCGCUGAAGCUCGUCAAUGCCAAGACCUUUAACCACCGCCCACUGAAAGACGGAGACGUGAUCUGCCUUCUUGCU